CGGCUUUCAUCCCAGAGCAUUCAUUGAAAACGUUCACUCAGCGGCUAGGUGAUAUUUAGUGUGCAUUUAAACAGGUCACGUCGAGUCAACAAAACAGCAAUUAUUUUAUUUUGGAGCGGCCCACGAGCAGAGUCUGUAUGUACAACACGGCGAUGUCUGGCACAAAUGUUGAUUAAAAAAGAGCUGAAGUCCCAGCCUCAGUAUGAAAACUGCUCUGUAAUCAUUGAAAUACCUCUUCUGGAAUAUCAAACUCUGGCAGUAGAUACAAAGAAUCUUCGCCUGGUUAGCCGUCUGCAAGCAAUCUUACAAUGGAGAGAUCCUGAGAUGUCCUGGAACACUUCCUUAUACCAGUAUGAGGAGGUGUCUGUGCCAGUAGAUAGUGUGUGGACACCUGAGCUUCAUGUCACCAAUGCAAUAACAAUUACAACACAGCCCAGCUCUAAAGACCUUGAGGUGUUAAGUGAUGGCAGAAUGAGACAUGAAAUUAUCCUGAACACCGAAGUCAACUGUGAAGUAAACCUCUUUAACUAUCCUUUUGCUGCUGAUGCUUGUCCAGUGGCCAUCCAUAUCUGGAACAGUAAAAAAUGUGGUGGAGAAAUGAGACUUGAUGAAGUCAAGAUGAAAGAUGGGGCACAUGGAGACUGGCAAACAGAAGAUGUUCACCUUGAUCAGAAAGGAGGAAACAAAAAGUUUAUCUUAGUGGAGCUGAGAAUUCGUCAGAAUAACCCCUUCAUCACUCUGAUGUUGCCCAGUAUUCUGAUUAUAAUGGCUGAUGUAGUAAGCGUUGCAUUGCCACUAGAGGGCGGUGAACGCAACUCUUUCAAAGUCACCUUGGUGCUCAGCUUCACCAUGUUCCUGAUCAUCCUGAAUGGAGAGCUUCCCGGAGACAGCCAAUGCAGUCCAGUUAUCAGGAUCCACUUCUGUGUUUGUCUCAUCACCUUGGUGUUCAGUAUGCUCGUGUCUAUGGUUCUCACACGUGUGGCCAAAGAAGGUGGAAUUAUCUUCUGCUGCUUUUCAAAAAGGUUCCAGAAAGAAAAUGCAGGGAUGAAGGAUGAAGGUAAAAAUAAUACACUUUAUUUAUAUAGCACACUUCCUAAACAAAAAAACUGUUGCACAUACAAUAUAAAGUUGGAAAUAUAAAAUUAAGUUCUAUUUAACUGCACUAGUCCAUAAAUAAACUUUAUAUUACGUCAACAGA
Messenger RNA from Boleophthalmus pectinirostris (great blue-spotted mudskipper), 1198 nucleotides. Its product is annotated as 5-hydroxytryptamine receptor 3A-like. Gene Ontology annotation, biological process: chemical synaptic transmission; monoatomic ion transmembrane transport; regulation of membrane potential. Lineage: Eukaryota; Metazoa; Chordata; Actinopteri; Gobiiformes; Gobiidae. The transcript has 8 exons. Gene Ontology annotation, cellular component: membrane; neuron projection; synapse. Gene Ontology annotation, molecular function: transmembrane signaling receptor activity; extracellular ligand-gated monoatomic ion channel activity; neurotransmitter receptor activity. Bases 166 to 1140 code for a protein of 324 amino acids. The record is from RefSeq and is a predicted model, not a curated record.